UCUGGUAUCACUGAUGUGCAACAAGUCGAACAAUUGCCGCAUCGUUUUUCAUAGCGAAUCGCGAACACAUAACUAACGGUGCAAGAUCAGAGAUAGCGCUAGCGACUAAUUAAUAAAUAGCCAGUAAGCGAAAAGUGAAAAACCCUUUAAGUUCAAACCGUUAGUGCGCAAUGUCGGCAACGAGAUUUUUAAGUGCUGUUGGCCAAAUUUCGCGACAGCAAUUGCUGCAGAAUAAGUGUACGAGAGCCCUACCCAUUUCGGCCCAUCUCCUCCAAAACCGCCGCCUAAUGUCCACGACAGCUGCUCCGGUUGCCAACAAGCACCUCCACACCAAGGUGGUCAAUAAUGUUCUUGUGAUCAAGAUAGACUCCCCCAAUGCCAAGGUUAAUUCCCUGGGUUCCGAAGUGAGCAAUGAGUUCGAGCGCGUCAUCAAAGAUCUGGAGACGAAUCCUGCUGUUAAUUCGGCCGUUCUAAUUUCCGGAAAGCCUGGAUGCUUUGUGGCCGGAGCUGAUAUAGGGAUGCUUGAGGCCUGCCAAACGGCGGAGGAGGCCACGGUGAUCUCCCACGGGGCCCAGCUGAUGUUCGACCGCAUGGAGCGCAGUAAGAAACCCAUUGUGGCCGCCAUCAGUGGUGUCUGCCUGGGUGGAGGACUUGAACUCGCCUUAGCCUGCCACUACCGCAUUGCCACCAAGGAUAGCAAGACUAAACUGGGUCUGCCGGAGGUCAUGUUGGGUCUUUUGCCAGGCGGCGGUGGCACCGUGCGUCUGCCUAAGCUCACCUCCGUGCCAACGGCUCUUGAUCUGGAGCUUACCGGCAAACAGGUACGUGCCGAUCGCGCCAAGCGUCUGGGUAUCGUGGAUCUACUGGUGGAACCCCUUGGUCCUGGACUUCAGCCUGCCGAACAGAACACUAUUGAGUAUCUGGAGAAAACAGCUGUGCAGGUAGCCAACGAUCUGGCCAGCGGUAAACUUCGAGUUAAUCGCGAAAAAAGCGGUCUGGUUAACAAGAUCCAAUCCUUUGUAAUGGACACCGACUUUGUAAAGAACAAGAUCUUCGACACUGCCAAAAAGCAGGUUCUGAAGGCCUCCAAUGGUCUCUAUCCCGCUCCCUUGAAGAUCCUCGAUGUGAUCCGUGCUGGCGUGGAUAAGGGAACCGAUGCUGGUUACGAGGCCGAACGCAAGGGCUUCGGCGAACUGUCAGCCACUCCUGAGUCCAAGGGUCUUAUCUCCCUCUUCCGUGGCCAAACAGAGUGCAAGAAGAACCGAUUUGGAAAGCCAGAGCGCCCUGUUAAGACUGUGGGUGUUUUGGGAGCUGGUCUUAUGGGAGCCGGAAUUGUUCAGGUAUCUGUUGACAAGGGUUACCAGGUGGUGAUGAAGGACGCCACCGAUGCGGGUCUGGCUCGUGGUAUUGGCCAGGUCCAGAAGGGUCUAGAGACCGCCGUGAAGCGCAAGAGAAUCUCUGGUCUGCAGCGCGAUCAGACUCUGGCCAACCUACGACCCACUCUAGAUUACAAAGACUUCAAGGACGCAGACAUUGUUAUCGAAGCUGUGUUCGAGGACAUUAACGUCAAGCACCGUGUGAUCAAAGAAUUGGAGGCAGUUGUUCCUGAGCACUGCGUCAUUGCUACCAACACCAGCGCCAUCCCUAUCACAAAAAUUGCUGCUGGAAGCUCGCGUCCCGAGAAGGUUGUCGGUAUGCACUACUUCUCGCCCGUGGACAAGAUGCAGCUCUUGGAGAUAAUUACCCACCCAGGCACCUCCAAGGACACCAUCGCCCAGGCUGUGUCCGUUGGUCUAAAGCAAGGCAAGGUCGUCAUCACCGUUGGUGAUGGCCCUGGCUUCUACACUACCCGCAUCCUCGCCGGUAUGCUAUCUGAGGCCGUAAGACUGCUGCAGGAAGGCGUGGACCCCAAGGAUCUCGACAUAUACACUAAGAAGUUCGGUUUCCCUGUGGGCGCCGCCACCCUUGCCGAUGAGGUUGGCAUUGAUGUGGGCUCCCACAUUGCCAGUGACUUAGCAAAGGCAUUCGGAGAACGCCUUAGCGGUGGAAAUUUGGAAGUGAUGAACGAUUUGGUGCUAGCCGGUUUUCUCGGACGCAAAUCUGGAAAGGGCAUCUUCCUGUACGAUGGUCAGAAGCGCGGCACUCGUCCAGUGAACAAUGAUGCCGUAGAGAUCAUUAAGCAAAAAUAUGCCCUGGUAUCAAAGGGAGCCAAUACGCCCGAGGAUCUGACCCUGCGCAUGGUGUCGCGUUUCGUCAACGAGGCUGUGCUGUGCCUGGAGGAUAAGAUUUUGGACAGUCCACUCGAGGGCGAUGUGGGCGCUGUUUUCGGUCUGGGCUUCCCUCCAUUCUCCGGUGGCCCGUUCCGUUGGGUGGAUCAUUACGGAGCCGGAAAGCUGGUCAGCAAGAUGCAGUCUUAUGCCGAGCUCUACGGAGCUGCGUUCAAACCCUCCCAGACUCUUCUCGACAUGGCCAAGGACCCGUCGAAGAAGUUCUACCCCAAGACUGGCUCCUCGAAGUUGUAGAUCCGAUCCAAUCUGAUCCCAGCCUCCGAUAAAGCCACCAACGAAAUUUAGCUUUUACUGCGAAGUCAGAAUCAAGGUUAUUCCUUGUGCAUUUCUCUUUUAAAUGUGGGGCAUGGCCCCUGCGAAGCACCCUAUGUUGAAGUUGUCAGACUUAAAUUAAAGUUUACCAUGUAAUUUUCCAUA
This is a messenger RNA of Drosophila eugracilis, 2705 nucleotides long. RefSeq names its product trifunctional enzyme subunit alpha, mitochondrial (gene Mtpalpha). Gene Ontology annotation, molecular function: NAD+ binding; enoyl-CoA hydratase activity; long-chain (3S)-3-hydroxyacyl-CoA dehydrogenase (NAD+) activity. The record is from RefSeq and is a predicted model, not a curated record. Gene Ontology annotation, biological process: fatty acid beta-oxidation. Lineage: Eukaryota; Metazoa; Arthropoda; Insecta; Diptera; Drosophilidae. Gene Ontology annotation, cellular component: mitochondrion; mitochondrial fatty acid beta-oxidation multienzyme complex.